Messenger RNA from Prorocentrum cordatum, 1252 nucleotides. The record is from the annotation of a GenBank genome assembly. NCBI's taxonomy places the organism in Eukaryota, Dinophyceae, Prorocentrales, Prorocentraceae.
AGCCCCUCGGGCACUGCAGCGGGGCUGCUGCCACAGGGGGGCCGCGCGCCCUGAGCGCGGGGAACGCCCCUCGAUGGCGCCCAAGAAGAAGCCCGCGAAGGAGGGCGAAGAGGACCCCUUCGACAUCUUCCUGAAGAAGUACACCAAGACUCAGAAGGAGUAUGACGUGCCGAAGAUCGCAAAGGUGCAGGAGAUAAUCAGCCGGACGGAGGAGGAAGGGCCAGUCAAGCAGUGGAACUUCGACGCGGAGUUCGACACGAUGUCCUUCCGGAUCUUGUGGCAGACCUUGAGGCAGACGGGCUUCACCGAGAUCGACGCCAUCCGCUUGUGGAAGUGCAACGGCGGGGACGAGUCCGUGCGGAGCGUGUGCUACUACCUGGAUGGCCCGCAGGAGCCCACGGUGAAGGAGUGGGUGAAGGACGUGGCUUUCACCGACAACGGCGUCACAGCGCUGGGCUGCGAGUUCCUGGGGAGGACUCUGGGCCCGAACGGGAACAAGUUCAUCACCAAGUUGGUGCUUGAUUACAACAAGUUUGGUGCUGCGGGAGUGGAAAAGCUUUCGCUGGGUCUGUCUCAGAACAGCACCUUGAAGCAUCUCUCCCUGAACCACUGCGGAAUCGGCCCCGACGGGGGAGAGUUCAUCGGUCACAUCUUGAUCUUUUGCAAAAGUGCUCUGGAGAUCCUGGAGUUGAAAGGAAACGAUCUUGAGAACCAGGGCGUGAUUGAUGUUUUCAGAGGCGCUCGUAGAGCAAAGGCCUUGCGGCACUUGGACGUCUUCGACAACAAGUUCUCGCUCAACAAUUCAGAGGCACCAGAGGUUCUGAGGGCGUUGCGAGAUCUGUUCACUGCCAACACAAAUCUUGUGUCAUACGAUCUGGGUGCCAACAGAAUAUCUGAUGAAGGCGCGCAGGAUCUGGUUAAGGACAUGCGGGACAAAGGCCAUACUCACCUCCAGUCGGUGAUGGUGACCGAAAGGUGCAUGACAGGAACUUUUGCGGAACUGGAGCUCCAGCUUAGCAAGGGUAAGGGAAAGAAGAAAGGAAAGAAGAAAAAGUAGUGGUGCAAGCGGCAGUUGGACUUCUAAUAGGGCCGCGAGACAGUUUGGGUUGCCUUCUGCCGUCUUUCGUCGGAUCGCCGCGUCGCUGCGCCUUUUCAGCUCGAGCUGCCGGAUUUAGUAUCGGAGUGCCUAGUCGGCCUGUCGGGAACUGCAGCCACCUUGGAUUCCUGGUUUACUGGAACAUAUCAAUCAUCA